This is a messenger RNA of Magallana angulata, 1172 nucleotides long. Its product is annotated as APGW-amide-related neuropeptide-like. The transcript is spliced from 3 exons. Bases 76 to 807 code for a protein of 243 amino acids. The record is from RefSeq and is a predicted model, not a curated record. Lineage: Eukaryota; Metazoa; Mollusca; Bivalvia; Ostreida; Ostreidae.
GAUAUAAACGAUAAAAGAGCACGAGGUAUUUGGUGUGGAUCAGUAAUCGGUGUGCGUUUGACAACAGCAGCAACAAUGGAAUCCCCGUCAUUAUAUCUGAUUGUAAUAGCGCUCGUUUUAGGAAUUGUUUCUACGGAUGAAGAACUAAUCGACAAACGAAGACCCGGGUGGGGUAAAAGAGGGAGCUUGGACUUUGAGUCAAAUAAUUUACCGAAUUAUAUAAUAGAAAAACGAAAACCUGGUUGGGGAAAGCGUGGUAUGGAGGAUGAGUUUGAAAUGAAUAAACGUAAACCGGGUUGGGGUAAAAGGGCUCCCGGAUGGGGUAAAAGAAGUUUUAACGAGGAUCUUAAUAAUUUCAUUGAAAAACGACGUCCUGGAUGGGGAAAACGAACAUCGGACUUAAUGGACGCUUUAAAUGCGAUGGAAGUUAACAAACGAAAACCCGGAUGGGGAAAACGCUCAGAGAUGGAAAAGAGAAAACCUGGCUGGGGCAAGCGAACAGUUCCGGAAUUGAGUGAAACUGACCUUUCUUAUUCAAGUAUACCUACAGACUCUUUUAGCGUAUUGGACAAACGGAGACCUGGGUGGGGCAAAAGGUCAGAUAGUGACAUUUCUGUUGAACGACGGGCACCUGGGUGGGGCAAACGAGCACCAGGGUGGGGAAAGCGAUCAGAAUCUUCCACCUGUCCAGAUUUAGAAUAUCAGAUACAGCAACUAAUGAAUACAAUUUUGAAGUUGGAGGAAUAUAACAGAUCUCACUGCGGAAGACAAUCACCUACGUCAUCAAAUUUUGACAACUCAGAGUGAUGUCAAUUUUUUCGUGCAGUGAAGUCGUAAAGAUCACUUAGUUUUCAUUUUCCCCCAAACUAUCCGGAAAACAUGGUCGGGACUGGGAUGGUUCCGUCUAUAGUUUCUACUGCAACACCUGCUUGUGAGGACGCCAUUCCAUUAAAACAAAGAGAUCUGUGGAUAAUUCCUAUUCGCUUGAAGUUCUUUUUUUUCGACGCAGGGUGUUUUUCCAUGUUGACACUUCUAUGUAUAAGUCUGAUCAAAUCUUUCUUUCUGACAGUUUUUAUGUCAUCAAAUAUCUACUAGCAUUAAAAUGAGAGCAAAUAUAUAACUAUAUCUAUCUAUAUAGGAUUAUCUGUUGAAAAAUAAAUUAUUAUUCAAUA